ACGUCAGAUUCAAACUUACGUGAGCUCAUUCUCAGUUGUCUGUUUGCUCGUCUUUCCUUUCAUUUCUUUAACUACAAAAACAGACUUCACCAAAAAUCUGUUUACAACCUACCCUAUUUCCCAUGGUUUCGUAAGAGAAAGAGAGAGAGAGCAUCUUAGAUCCCUGAAAUUUUGGGAGUCCUAGAAGUAAGAAAAGGUAGAAUUUUUUAUACCUUUUCUUCUCUCUGCAUCCUUGUCUCCAUCUCCAUCUAGUGAGAGAGAGAGAGAGAGAGAUGCAGACGAUUUGUUUAGGAGGGGGCAUCCUUAAUCUCAGUGCCACUGCCCAAAUCAAGAAUCUCAAGCAUCAACCUUUUUCUUGUAUUCCCAAUUUGUCUCAUUGCCAGAUUCCCAAAUCUGGAUUCUCUUCUCCACCUCAGCUCUUAUCAGGUUCUUGUAGAGCCAGUCAAGUGGCUGAAUUAUUCCCCACAGUCUCUCCCGAGAUCCUCGUUCGUGAGGCGAGGAUAGAGGACUGCUGGGAAGUCGCUGAGACGCACUGCAGCUCUUUCUUCCCAGAAUUCAUUUUCCCUCUAGAUUUUGUAAUGAGAAUUGACAGGCUAAUCGCGAUGCUCUUUGGAUUCUCGCUACCAAAGGGCUGCCGAAGAACUUGCCUAGUUGCUGUAACCGGAACUUCUUUCUUAGGGAGUGAUGAUCUCAGGAUUGCAAGUUUUGAUGGAAAACUCAGUCUAAGCAAAGGGUAUGUAGCUGGGAUCUUGACAGUGGAUACGGUAGCAGAUUUUCUUCCACGAAAAGGGCCUCAUCGACAAAGAAGGACAGGAAUUGCGUACAUAUCGAAUGUUGCUGUCCGAGAAAGAUUUCGGAGAAAGGGAAUAGCGAAGACCUUGGUUGCUAAAGCGGAGGCAAAGGCUAAAUCUUGGGGAUGCCGUGCCAUCGCGUUGCAUUCUGACCUUAACAACCCUGGAGCUACGAAGCUCUACACAAGCAGAGGCUUCAGAUGCAUCGAUGUGCCAGCCGGAGCGAACUGGCCGGAGCCGAGGACGUCACCGGAGAUGCAGUUCAACUUCAUGAUGAAGCUCCUCAAUUCCACAAACAGUUCAGGUAAUGUAGGAGGCAGAAAAAUGCUGGAAAAUGAUGCCUGUUACCUGUAACUGCUGAGUAGAUGACAUAAUUUCAACAUGUAGAUAAUUGAACACGUUGCUGAUACGCUAAUGUAAUUAUUUCUGGAUGUGAUAUUGUUUUGUGACUCAAUUAGAUUGUCAUACAAUUAUGAAAGCAUUGAGUUUUUCCA
This is a messenger RNA of Salvia miltiorrhiza (redroot sage), 1285 nucleotides long. Its product is annotated as GCN5-related N-acetyltransferase 4, chloroplastic-like. The record is from RefSeq and is a predicted model, not a curated record. Lineage: Eukaryota; Viridiplantae; Streptophyta; Magnoliopsida; Lamiales; Lamiaceae. The coding region runs from base 273 to 1145 and encodes 290 amino acids. Gene Ontology annotation, cellular component: chloroplast. Gene Ontology annotation, molecular function: N-acetyltransferase activity. Gene Ontology annotation, biological process: N-terminal protein amino acid acetylation. The transcript has 3 exons.